Molecule: messenger RNA, 639 nt
Organism: Megalops cyprinoides (Indo-Pacific tarpon)
Lineage: Eukaryota; Metazoa; Chordata; Actinopteri; Elopiformes; Megalopidae
Exons: 6
Coding region: 7-639 (210 amino acids)
Molecular function (GO): GTPase activity; GTP binding
Source: RefSeq, a predicted model, not a curated record
CUGGCCAUGAAUCCCGAGUAUGACUACCUGUUCAAGCUGCUUCUGAUUGGAGACUCUGGCGUGGGCAAGUCAUGUCUGCUGCUGCGCUUUGCGGAUGACACCUACACAGAGAGCUAUAUCAGCACCAUUGGGGUGGACUUCAAGAUCAGGACUAUUGAAAUGGACGGGAAGACUGUCAAGUUGCAAAUUUGGGACACAGCUGGGCAAGAGAGGUUCCGGACUAUCACAUCCAGUUACUACAGAGGGGCACAUGGAAUCAUCAUAGUGUAUGAUGUCACUGAUCAGGAAUCCUUCAACAAUGUAAAACAAUGGUUGGAGGAGAUUGAUCGCUAUGCCUGUGAGAAUGUUUCCAAGUUGCUGGUGGGGAACAAGUGUGACCUGGCAUCCAAAAAGGUCGUGGACUUCACCACUGGAAAGGAAUUUGCCAUGUCCCUACAGAUUCCAUUCCUGGAAACCAGUGCGAAGAACGCCAACAAUGUGGAAAAGGCCUUCCUCACCAUGGCCACAGAAAUUCAGAAACGACUGGGGAGUGACAGCGUUCAGAAUGAGGCUGCCAGAGUCAGCUCAAAAAUUAACAGCGCCCCCCUCUGGCCAGGGGGAGAAAAAGCAGCAGCAGAGGAGGUCAGCUCUUGCUGCUGA